UGAAAACUUUAGUGGAAGUCAAAAUGAAAUUCGCUUGCGCUUCGGUUGUGCUCCUGAUCGCCGUUCUCGGCGCCCAAGCCGUGGAUUGGCAGUCCGUGAAGAAUCUGAACAUCGAGGUCGAAGCCCCGAAGAUCCGCCACAGUGCACCCACGGGUCGCAUCACCGGUGGCACUCUUGCCACACGCAACCAGUUCCCCUACCAGGUGGGACUACUCCUGUAUGUCCAGGGCGGAGCUGCCUGGUGCGGUGGCACUUUGAUCAGCGAUCGGUGGAUUGUGACCGCUGCUCACUGCACGGAUAGUCUGACCACCGGUGUGGAUGUCUAUCUGGGCACCCACGACCGCACCAACGCCAAGGAGGUCGGCCAGCAGAUCGUCUUUGUGGAGAAGAAGAAUGUGAUUGUGCACGAGAACUGGAUUGCCGAGACCAUCACCAACGACAUUUCCCUGAUCAAGCUGCCAGUGCCAAUUGAGUUGAAUGAGCACAUUCAGCCCGCCAAACUGCCGGUCAAGGCCGACAGCUACAACAACUACAGCGGCGAGACAGCCAUCGCUUCCGGCUGGGGCUUGACCAGCGAUUCUGCCACUGCUGUCACCGACAUUCUGCAGUUCAUUGAGGUGCCAAUCAUGAACAACAGCGGCUGCUCGCCCUGGUACUUUGGUCUGAUCGGCUCCACCAACAUUUGCAUCAAGACCACUGGUGGCACUUCCAUCUGCAGCGGUGAUUCCGGCGGCCCCUUGGUGUUGGCUGAUGGCAGCAACACUCUGAUCGGUGCCACCUCCUUUGGCAUUGCUUUUGGCUGCGAGGUGGGCUGGCCCGGUGUGUUCACCCGCAUCACCUCCUUCCUGGACUGGAUCGAGGCCAACACUGGCGUUGUCAACUAUGGCAACUAGAGGCGGAAUUCUCUUCCAAAAUAAAUGUUUCUCUUUUGUUAAA
Messenger RNA from Drosophila subobscura, 936 nucleotides. RefSeq names its product brachyurin. Lineage: Eukaryota; Metazoa; Arthropoda; Insecta; Diptera; Drosophilidae. The coding region runs from base 24 to 893 and encodes 289 amino acids. Gene Ontology annotation, molecular function: serine-type endopeptidase activity. The record is from RefSeq and is a predicted model, not a curated record. The transcript is spliced from 3 exons. Gene Ontology annotation, biological process: proteolysis.